AUGGUUAUCUUUUUCCAAUUUUUGUUACUAAUUUUGAUUACUUUGAUCGUAUCUACUUGUGUUUUCCACAAAAGAAAACAAGUUAGUACAAAAAACUUGCCACCAGGUACUUUUGGUUGCCCAUUAAUUGGUGAAACUUACCAAUUUUUGUUCAACAACAUUGAGAAUUUUCUUCAAGAGAGAGCAAAAAAGUACUCAUCAGAGAUUUUCAAAACAAGGCUAUUUGGAGAACCAACCAUGGUUAUGUUUGGUCCUAGUGCUAACAAAUUCAUGUCAAUGAAUGAAUCAAAACUUUUCAAAGUUUGGUACUUGAAAACUCAGUGCAAGUUAUUCAAUCUUCCCGAUCAGAAUCAGAAUCAGAAUCAAGCCCAAGUAGUUGUAGCUUCUGCUCCGGUGAAAAUCUUGGGGUUUCUUAAGCCUGAAGGAAUAGUUAAAUACAUGAAGAACAACAACAGAAUUGAAUCAAUCAUACACAAACAUUUCAUGACACAUUGGGAAGGAAAAACCGAACUAAAAGUGUACCCUUUGGUGAAAUCAUUUUCAAUUUCACUAGCUUUUCAAUUCUUCUUAGGAAUCGACGAGCCUAAUUACGUAGCAAAAUUUGCAACCGAGUUUGAGAACUUGUAUUCUGGGAUUUAUUCAGUUCCUGUGAAUUUUCCUGGCUCUACAUAUCAUAGAGCAAUGAAGAGUGCAACUAAAAUUAGGAAAGAGAUUCAGUUUUUGAUUAAAGACAAGAUUGAAGGUUUGUCAAAUGGAAAAGUUAUGGAUGAUUUAUUAGCACAUAUAGUUGAUGCUGAGAUGAGUGGAAAAUAUGUUCCAAAAAUUGAAAUAAGUAAUAUCAUCAUGGGGUUGAUGAAUUCUAGUUAUAUCUCAAUAGCAAUCACUUUGGCUUUCAUGAUCAAACACAUUGGAUUGAGGCAUGAUAUCUACCAAAGAGUUCUAUCAGAGCAUUUUGAGGUUAAAAGAUCAUCAAAAGGAAGUGGUACAUCAGUGCUAGAUUGGGAGAGCAUACAGAAGCUGAAAUAUACAUGGGCUGUUGCACAAGAAACCAUGAGACUAUACUCAGCUGCACCAGGAGCAUUCAGAGAGGCGAAAACAGAUAUCAUCUAUGAAGGCUUUACAAUUCCAAAGGGUUGGAAGAUAUUUUGGGCGUUUCUUGGAACAAAUAAGAAUCCGAAAUGCUUUGAUGAGCCGGAAAGUUUUGAUCCUUCAAGAUUUGAAGGGAAUAAUGUUCAUGCACCAUACAGUUAUGUACCCUUUGGAGCAGGACCAAGAUCUUGUCCUGGAAAGGACUAUACGCGGUUUGCGAUUCUCACAUUCAUUCACAAUCUUGUGACAAAGUUCAAAUGGGAAGUUAUAACUCCUGAUGAGAAAGUGUCUGGUGCUUUGAUACCUAUCCCUGUUGAGGGAGUUCCUAUCCGUCUUUAUAAAUUGUAA
Lathyrus sativus (Indian pea) is the source of this 1437-nucleotide messenger RNA. Lineage: Eukaryota; Viridiplantae; Streptophyta; Magnoliopsida; Fabales; Fabaceae. The record is from the annotation of a GenBank genome assembly.